Molecule: messenger RNA, 348 nt
Organism: Fusarium venenatum
Lineage: Eukaryota; Fungi; Ascomycota; Sordariomycetes; Hypocreales; Nectriaceae
Source: RefSeq, a predicted model, not a curated record
AUGCAACUUUCUAUCUUCACACUUGCCCUCGUGGCUGUCUCUGGUGCUCAGGCAGACACUCACAAGGCUGCGGCAUGCGUCUCCAACAGAGUGUCAUCCCCUGUAGGUGGCACUGCCUGGAGCGUUAGCUACAACUGGCAGACUACUUAUGAAGUUCUUGCCGAUGCUACUGAAUGUGCCUGCAACUACUACAAGGCACGAAAUAAGGGAAGCGAGUGGUGGAACACCUGCCCUGAUUGUGCAUUUGAUGGCACUAUCUGCAACUCUCCUGAAGGCCACAUCGGUGGAGAUGAGAUGACAUACUACUGCAAGGAGCUGUGUGGUGCUCAAGGGUCAGAAGCAGACUAA